GAGAGCCUCUGCCGCUUCAGUCCGACCCGAGCGGAGUCAAUAUGAAGAGCUCCGGCUCCCUGAGCCAGCCAGGGGCCAUGUUUUUGUUGGUCGUCUGCCCCCUGCUGGCGAUGCUGCAAGGGGCCACCAGUAAAGCUGAGAGCGGCUACCUCCGGGACUCUGACCCAGACAGGUGUCUCAGGCAUCACUUCGUGGAGACCAUCACCCAUCCCAUCUACAAGUGCAACUCAAAGAUGGUGCUCCUGGCCCGUUGUGAGGGUCACUGCGGACGCACCUCGCGCUCCGACCCGCUGGUGUCGUUCAGCUCGCUGCUCAAGCAGCCCUUCAAGAGCACCUGCUUCUGCUGCCGGCCGCGCACCUCCAAGCUGAAGGCCGUGCGUCUGCGCUGCUCCGGGGGCACGCGCAUCACCGCCACCUACCGCUACAUCCUGGCCUGCAGCUGUGAGGGCUGCAGCUGA
This is a messenger RNA of Conger conger (European conger), 458 nucleotides long. RefSeq names its product norrin-like. The coding region runs from base 42 to 458 and encodes 138 amino acids. The record is from RefSeq and is a predicted model, not a curated record. Lineage: Eukaryota; Metazoa; Chordata; Actinopteri; Anguilliformes; Congridae. Gene Ontology annotation, biological process: Wnt signaling pathway. The transcript is spliced from 2 exons.